AACGCGACGCUCUCCGUAGGCGCACGGCUGGCGAGCAGUCGGGACGGGAGCGCGGGCGUCCGCGGUGGCUGCAGUCCCGUCGGUCUCCCUGCUGUCCGGCGCGAGCUCUUCGAGUCUUGCUUGGUUGGAAGACUACAGACAUGGAAGGGGCCCAUGCCUCCCUUAGCUUAGAGGACGAAGUCUCUGGGGCUGGCAGCCCCCAACGCCCGCUAGAGGGGAAGGGCGGCGAGACCCCUGCUGCCGAGGAGCCGGGGUCCCUGAAGAACUAUGCUGUCUUCGCCACAAGGGAUGUUUCAGCAGCCCCUGAGAAGGAAGAGGAGGAAGCUGAGGGCCCGCUGAGGGCGCAGGACCUGAGGGAGUCCUACAUCCAGCUCAUCCAGGGUGUGCAGGAGUGGCAGGAUGGUUGCAUGUACCACGGGGAGUUUGGGUUGAACAUGAAGCUUGGAUAUGGCAAAUUCUCUUGGCCCACAGGCGAGUCAUACCAUGGGCAGUUUUACCGGGACCACUGCCAUGGCCUGGGUACCUACAUGUGGCCAGAUGGCUCCAGUUUCACGGGCACAUUUUACCUCAGCCACCGAGAAGGCUACGGCACCAUGUACAUGAAGACACGGCUUUUCCAGGGGCUGUACAAAGCGGACCAGCGGUUUGGGCCAGGCGUCGAGACCUACCCCGAUGGCAGCCAGGACGUGGGGCUGUGGUUCCGAGAGCAGCUCAUCAAGCUGUGCACCCAGAUCCCCAGUGGCUUCUCCCUCCUCAGAUACCCUGAGUUCUCCAGCUUCAUCACCCACAGCCCUGCCAGGAUCAGCCUCUCAGAAGAGGAGAAAACGGAGUGGGGACUGCAGGAGGGACAGGACCCCUUUUUCUAUGACUAUAAGCGGUUUCUUCUGAAUGACAACCUAACGCUGCCUCCAGAAAUGUAUGUCUACUCGACCAACAGUGACCACCUGCCCAUGACAAGCUCUUUCCGCAAAGAGCUGGACGCUCGCAUCUUCCUCAAUGAAAUUCCUCCGUUCGUUGAGGAUGGAGAACCGUGGUUCAUAAUCAAUGAGACCCCUUUGUUGGUCAAAAUCCAGAAGCAAACUUACAAGUUCAGGAACAAGCCAGCUCACACCAGCUGGAACAUGGGCGCCAUCCUGGAGGGGAAGCGCAGCAGCUUUGCACCCUGCGGGCCCAAAGAGCGGCUUUCCAUGGAGAUGAUCCUAAAGGCUGAGGAAGGGAACCACGACUGGAUUUGUAGGAUCCUGAAGGACAACUUUGCUAGUGCCGACGUGGCGGACGCAAAGGGCUACACUGUGCUUGCUGCGGCUGCUACUCACUGCCACAACAACAUUGUCAACCUUCUCCUGGACUGUGGGGCCGACGUGAACAAGUGCUCAGAUGAGGGUCUCACGGCACUCAGCAUGUGUUUCCUCCUCUACUACCCCGCCCAGUCCUUCAAGCCCAAUGUUGCUGAACGGACCAUACCUGAGCCCCAGGAACCUCCAAAAUUCCCAGUUGUUCCAAUCCUUUCAUCAUCAUUUAUGGACACAAACCUGGAGUCUCUGUACUAUGAGGUGAACGUGCCUUCGCAGGGUAGCUAUGAGCUGAGGCCACUGCCAACACCACCGCCACUGCCACACGUCUCAGGCAGCCAGGAGAGUGGCCACUUCCAGGACACCGGGCAGUGUGGGGAGUCCGUGGACCACAGGAGUAGCUCUCUGAAGGGGGACUCCCCGUUGGUGAAGGGAAGCCUUGGCCAUGUGAAAAGUGGGCUCGAGGACGUGCUGGGAAACACAGACCGGGGCAGUCUGUGCAGUGCUGAGACCAACUUUGAGUCCAAUGUGUGUGUGUGCAACUUCUCCAUCAAGCUCUCGCAGGCCAUGCUGGAGAGAAGCGCCCAGUCCCACAGCUUGCUGAAGAUGGCCUCGCCCUCACCAUGUACCAGCAGCUUCGACAAAGGGACCAUGCGGAGGAUGGCGCUGUCCAUGAUCGAGCGGAGGAAGCGGUGGCGGACCAUGAAGCUGCUGCUGCGCCGGGGCGCGGACCCCAACCUGUGCUGCGUGCCCAUGCAGGUCCUGUUCCUUGCUGUGAAGGCCGGGGACAUGGAUGGGGUGAGGCUGCUGCUGGAGCACGGGGCGAGGACCGACAUCUGCUUUCCGCCGCAGCUGCGCACCCUGACACCACUCCACAUCGCUGCCGCGCUUCCUGGGGAGGAGGGGGUACAGAUUGUGGAGCUGCUGUUGCAUGCCAUCACCGAUGUGGACGCCAAGGCAUCCGACGAGGACGACACUUACAAGCCCGGCAAGCUGGACCUGCUGCCCUCAAGUCUGAAGCUCAGCAACGAGCCGGGCCCUCCCCAAGCCUACUACAGCACGGACACAGCCCUCCCCGAGGAGGGGGGCAGGACGGCUCUGCACGUGGCCUGCGAGCGGGAGGACGACAACAAGGGUGCCAGGGACAUAGUCCGGCUCCUUCUAUCCCACGGAGCAAAUCCUAACCUGCUGUGGAGUGGCCACUCCCCGCUCUCCCUGUCCAUUGCCAGUGGGAAUGAGCUGGUUGUGAAGGAGCUCCUGACCCAGGGAGCUGACCCCAACCUGCCCCUGACCAAAGGCUUGGGCAGUGCCCUGUGUGUUGCCUGUGACCUGACCUACGAGCACCAGAGGAACAUGGACAGCAAGCUGGCCCUGAUUGACCGACUCAUCAGUCACGGGGCCGACAUCCUGAAGCCUGUAAUGCUCAGGCAGGGGGAAGAGGAGGCGGUGGGCACAGCCGUGGACUAUGGCUACUUCAGAUUCUUCCAGUUAUACAUCACAAGAGCUGACAGGGGCCCUCGAUCACCGAGAGUCACCGCAGCAGUGAGGGGCGGGCCCGGGACCCUGUGGAGACCCUGGUGCUGUGCCGCAGGACCGGAGGAUUGCCCGCUGCCCCUUCCACACGCUGAUGCCGGCAGAGCGCGAGACGUUCCUGGCGCGGAAGCGGCUCCUGGAGUACAUGGGCUUGCAGCUACGGCAGGCUGUCUUUGCCAAGGAGAGCCAGUGGGACCCCACGUGGCUGUACCUGUGCAAGAGAGAGCAAAGACAGUUUCAAGCCUAAUGUUGAGAGGCAUUUGGAAGGAGAUUGGUAAAUUCACUGGAGUAACAGACUAAACUAUAGAAUGGCUAAUUGCUAGAGAAAACUAAGAAAAGAGAGACAGGAGAAGCCUUCCUGUGGUCAUAACAAGUCUCACACACCCCAAGGACUGAUCUAAAGAGCACACAGCAUACAAAGAAACAUUUAUUCAAUAAAAUCUUUCAAAAUUCAGUAAGAACAGAGAAUGUCUGUGGUAUUAAACCAAGGUCUACCUUCCUUUUCACCCUCCCAGCUCAGGGAGGCAGAAACUCUAUUCCAGACCGGUACAGCCAAGAACACAGUAGAAGAGGGCAUGGAUGUCAAUAAUUCUCAUCCUGCCCUCAGCUACCUGUUGCUGAGGCUAAGUUCCUGUUGCUCCAGACUUAGUGUGCUUCCAAGAUGGCGAGGAGGUGGCGGCUCCAUUCUUAUCCUCAGCUUCCAAGAUGGCCAGGAAGUGGUGCACUCAGAAUUACUGGAGGUUAUGAUGGGCAAUAUUAAGAAGAUUGGUAAACUUACUGGAAAUAUAGGUGAAACUAUAAUCUGCCAGCAAUUAUAUACCAUGGUUUGUAUUAACUAUAAAUUAUGCCAGAGAAAAAUGAGGAAAGAUAGCUGGGAAGAGCCUUCCUGUGGUCAGAACCAGUCUUCAAUACUGACCUUUGGAACUAUCCCUUCAAUGAGCUCUGAUCGAAUUCUAAUUGGAUCAGUCUAGGAAGCCAUUUAUACCCCAGGGCACUGUUGCAAAUUAUGAACAAUCAGCCAGCAAUUAUCAGAACUAAACAGGAGCGUAUGGUCAUGGAAGGAGACAGUCAAAGAGAUCCUUGUCCAAACCACUGUCACCUUAGGGUCACUGUGAACAAACCCAAGGCUGCCUUCCAUGAGAAGGAACAUCAGAAGCUUUAUAAUGCAGGGGAGAAAUGGAUUUCACACAAUUAACCCAGCUGGUCAUUAACCAAAUAAGCAAACAGAUAGUAAUAUCCAGCCCCAAGGGAGAAGAAUGAAGGAAAAUGAACAUGUCCUCAGAGAAAAGUGGGAGACUAAGAGAGAAAAAAGAA
This is a messenger RNA of Gorilla gorilla gorilla (western lowland gorilla), 4139 nucleotides long. RefSeq names its product ankyrin repeat and MYND domain containing 1 (gene ANKMY1). The record is from RefSeq and is a predicted model, not a curated record. Bases 141 to 3125 code for a protein of 994 amino acids. The transcript has 16 exons. NCBI's taxonomy places the organism in Eukaryota, Metazoa, Chordata, Mammalia, Primates, Hominidae. Gene Ontology annotation, molecular function: protein binding.